This is a messenger RNA of Paramuricea clavata, 2639 nucleotides long. Lineage: Eukaryota; Metazoa; Cnidaria; Anthozoa; Malacalcyonacea; Plexauridae. The record is from the annotation of a GenBank genome assembly.
GUUGUGGCUAGCCAAACAUCACCCUGACAAAGCAAAAGCCAAAGGCGAAGCUGGUUUGGAAGAAACCGACUUUAUAAAAGAGUACGGAAAUAUUUUGCUUAAAACGAACAAUGUAAGAAUUAGUAUCCUAUUAUUAAUACCAACGAAAAAAUACAAUAUGUUAAGAUAAGAUAAUUUAAAUUAACACACCAUAUAUUGAUUUUUUAUAUUAUUUGUCUUAUAUGGACUAUUUUUCUUUUUUGGGUGUGCAGAAUGCUGCUGUAUGUGAUUUGUUUGCUAAACUUCACGAAUUAGGUAGUCAUUCCAUUAUUUCCCAAGUAGAAGCUCAAGAACUUGACUACAACGAUGCUAAAAGGUACAAGAAUAGCAUAAAGAACGCAUUAAGAGCUGUUAGACAAUACAACGAUGAAUGUGACGUUGGAUGUUUGAAAGAAGGGGAAAUCAUUGAUCAGCAAACGUACAGCAGAGAUUUUCCAUCUACUGGAUCUGUUUUCGAUUUUGGUGUUAGAAAAAAUUUAGCAAAUCCUAAAAUUGAUCAGUUAUCAUCAAUUUUGAAAAAACGAGAAGAGAAGAAUAUUCCCCUGGUUGUAACAAGAGUUAAAUGGAACGAUGAAAAAAGCAAUUGCAGUUUAGUCGGUGAUUAUAGAGUGUUGUGUUAUAUACCAGAGCAAGAUUGGAUCGAGAUCCAGCUUAUGUCUCCUGUAGAUGACCUGGGGUCCAAAUGCAAGAUCUCUUCUGUUGUUAUUGAUGCAUUUGAAAAAUUAUUGGAAUUACUGAGAUCGUGUGUGGUGUUCCUUAAAAAGAAGAGGGAUUUAGAAGAGCAAAAUUGCCAUAGGUAUAAGUCACUGGGUUUUUUCCAAUAUUAAAGGGAUAAAUAAUCUUUUGCAGAGAACUUAGUUAUUUUAUAAUACAAUGGCAUCAUUACAAGUUGAUUCACAUACCGAACAAAAGUAUGUGAUGACGAGUGACUACAAUUGACAGGUUCGAUUGGUGAUAUUUCGAGUCUAGUUUCUUCGAUAUCUAUAUAUUCUAUGCACAUUCAGAGUAACAUCACAAGCAUCAUAUUCGCUCGAGUACAUAACACCAACACCCAAAAAAUCAUAUCAUAGAGUACAUAAAUAUAGAAGGAACUAGACUCAGUUCCGAAAUACACCGGCUCGAACCGACUUGACCUCGAAGCUCAGUUGACAGACUAGUAUCCCAAAGGUUGCGGGUUCGAUUUCCACCGUGGUCAGGCCAGUGUGGAUGCAUACUUACACUGGCACUAUCAUUAUUUUUUUUAUUUUCUUAAAUGUAAAGUAACUUGUAUAACUUGUUGCGAUAUUUCAUUUUGUUUAAUUAAACAUUAAUUGCAAACAUAUGACGUUAUUCACCUAAUAACAUGUAUAACAAGAUAUCAGAAAAUGUUGCACAUCGAUCUUUGCUUUGUUGUUCGUUUUCAAAAAAGUAGUAUACUUAAAUUAAUGCCGUUGUGAAAUUAACACGUGCUACAUCUUCAAAAAAUGUUGACAAAAAAUAACAAAGAUAUGUAUGUAAUGGAGUGAAUGACGUCACGUGCUCUGCAAUGCUUCAUAAACAUAUUUCGACAAUUAGACAAGGAAACAAAUAUCUCAAAAGAAGUUACUUUACAGUUUUAUGAGUUACUUCGUUUAAGACAAUAUAAAAUUUAAUGAUUGUGCCAACUUAAUAUUUUUUAUUGCUAUGGAAGCGAGCGACGUACGUUUUUCUUAUUUUGUUUUGUAUUCUAUUUUAGACACUCGUUUGGUUUCCAUGUGGUUAAAUUAGUUGAAUGUUUUGCUGGUGCCAAAGAAUCGAGUCUCUUCACAUUUGAUCAACACAUGGAAGAAAAUGCCGCUUUAGAGGAGUUCUUAUAUUUGAAUGGUCUUCGUAAGUGGUCGGUAGCUAGUGAUGGAUUGUGCUUAAUAAGCAGCUGGCAAAUCGCAAUGAAAACACACUUGCAGAAAAAUUACAGCGGUGGAAAUGCGGCACUCAAGUUUGAUGCAGUUGACGAUUUGCGUAAAAACCCAAACCACUAUCAACUCAUUGGUAAUUACGAAGAUGAUUUCGAGAGGUUCUUGAAAUAUAAUGAUUACGCUGGUAAUUCUAUAGAUUUAUUGCCUUAUGCACUUGCCAACAUCACUGGUGUGUGUUGUAUAAUACUUCAAGUGGACAAAAAUGGCGAAAUUCGUACCUUUCACAUUCCCCCAUCAUACGACAUACCUGAUAACGAACCAAUUGUUAACCGACCUCCAGAAAUAACACUGAUCUACUCACCAACUAGACAGCAUUACGAUGUUGCCUUGACAUGUGAUGAAUACCAAGCAAUGGUUAUGGAAAAAACAGAAGCGCAAAAGGUAUUUAUUGAUCUUUCCAUAGACGAAGAUAUUAUUGAUGAAUCCGAAUGUAGCGACAGUAGCAUUGAUAAUGAAGAUAUGUACCGGGAUAUUUUCGCCGAUGACCCGGACAGUUCUGAUGACGAAAAUUUUACAUUCUGCGUUGAUGAUAAAGAGAUAAAGUUGUUUCUCCGGUCCAAGUCGAUAAAAGAAUUAAAGCUCUUAGCUGAACAGCACAAAAUAUCUCUUGUAAAUGUAAUCGAAAAGCAGGAUCUUGUACUACGUCAACUAGUAAUCCAACAUUGA